AUGGCCUACGACCGCUACGUUGCCGUCUGCAAGCCCCUGCACUACAGGAGCCUCCUGGGCAGCAGAGCUUGUGCCCAGAUGGCAGCAGCUGCCUGGGGCAGUUGCUUUCUCUAUGCUCUGCUGCACACGGCCAAUACAUUUUCACUGCCACUCUGUGGACAAAAUACCCUGGACCAGUUCUUCUGUGAAAUCCCCUCCGUCCUCAAGCUCUCCUGCUCAGACUCCUACCUCAGGGAAGUUUGGCUUCUUCUGGUUGGUGUCUGUUUAGCAUCUGGCUGUUUUGUUUUCAUCAUACUGUCCUACGUGCAGAUCUUCAGGGCUGUGCUGAGGAUGCCCUCUGAGCAGGGAUGGCACAAAGCCUUUUCCACGUGCCUCCCUCACUUGGCUGUGGUCUCACUGUUUAUCAACACCUGCUUUUUUGCUUACCUGAAGCCCCCCUCCAUCUCCUCCCCAUCCCUGAACCUGGUGGUGGCAGUUCUGUACUCGGUGAUACCUCCAAUAUUGAACCCCCUCAUCUAUAGCAUGAGAAGUGGUUGCCAAGCUUUCCAGAAGCUUGUGCCGCUUUCCAUCACCUAUCAGACUCUUUCCAUCAUCUGUCAGUGGUCAUGGUCAUCCGGAGAGGUCCCAGAUGACUGGCGACUUCCUAAUAUGAAGCCCAUCUACAAGAAGUUUGCUAUACCUGUACCCGCAUUUGGUAAUUCAGAUACCAUUGCCUACAUCAUCUGGGCCUCUAACAAGCUGGAGAGGUCGACAUGUCACAGAUUUGCUCUGCGCCAGGAGUGA
Molecule: messenger RNA, 783 nt
Organism: Cygnus olor (mute swan)
Lineage: Eukaryota; Metazoa; Chordata; Aves; Anseriformes; Anatidae
Product: olfactory receptor 14C36-like
Exons: 3
Coding region: 1-783 (260 amino acids)
Biological process (GO): G protein-coupled receptor signaling pathway
Cellular component (GO): membrane
Molecular function (GO): olfactory receptor activity
Source: RefSeq, a predicted model, not a curated record